CUCCUCAGCCAAUGAGCGAACAGUGCCGGGAAAUACAGCAGUGGAACUGCACCGGCACUGAUGCUUGUGCUGAUUUCAGUGUGUUAGAACAAUGUUAAUCUGUGUGAGUGUAUCUUAUUUUCUCAUCUCUGCCUGAGUGCACUUCAGCAGCACCUUGAGCCCAGACAAGUCUUGUUUGAUAGUGUCAGGAGGGGGGCACCUUGGGCAGAAAUACUCCCCCAGGUGAAACUGGGACUUGCCACCACUGAGGCUUUUUUUUUUUUUUUUUUGCAAUGUCUUUUGACAGUGGGAUGAACCAAAGUGCAGAUUAUUAAGAUUUUUUUUCCUUCCUGUCAAGAAUAUAUCUGACCCUGUUCUCUGCUUCCACUCCUUGUUUAGGACGCAGCACAUCUCUCUUCAAGGGACGCUGCACCUAGUCUUUGACAAUGAAGUUCAACUUGUUCAAAAAGCCACAGGCCGUGGCAGCCGCUGAGCCCACUGGCGCCACCACCAUGACCAUGGCUCCCACCCCAGCUGUCAUCUCCACCUCAGCGCCGGACAUCUCCGGCUCCAACAACACAGAGAUCAGCAAGAAUGACAUGUUUGAGGAAAUCAAGAGCAAAUUCUUGAACGAAAUUGAUAAAAUCCCGUUGCCUCCAUGGGCUCUGAUUGCCAUCGCUGUGGUGGCCGCAUUGCUCAUCCUCACCUGCUGCUUCUGCAUAAUCAAAAAGUGCUGCUGCAAGAAGAAGAAGAACAAGAAGGGGAAGAAGGGCAAGGACGGCUUCAACAUGAAGAACAUGCAGGGUGGCGAGAAACACCAGGACGAUGACGAUGAUGAGGGAGAGACCGGACUGACGGAGGAGGAGAAAGAGGAAGAGGAGAAGGAACAAGAGAAACUGGGGAAGCUGCAGUACUCUAUAGAUUAUGACUUUGAGAAUACAAAGCUCACAAUUGGCAUCCUUCAAGCUGCAGACCUCAUGUCCAUGGACUCGGGUGGAACCUCCGAUCCCUACGUUAGAGUCCUCCUCUUCCCUGACAAGAAGAAGAAGUUUGACACCAAAGUGCACAAGAAGACACUGAACCCAGUCUUCAAUGAAACGUUUGUAUUUAAGGUGCCCUAUGAGGAGCUUGGUGGGAAGACCUUGGUGAUGUCUGUGUAUGAUUAUGACCGAUUUUCCAAACAUGACGUCAUUGGAGAGGUGAAGCUUCCUAUGAACACCAUCGACCUCGGACGGCCGAUCGAGGAGUGGCGGGAUCUGGAGAGUGCCGAUCAAGAGGAGCCUGAGAAACUCGGGGACAUCUGCAUCUCUCUCCGUUAUGUCCCCACUGCUGGGAAACUCACCGUCUGCAUUCUGGAGGCAAAGAACCUGAAGAAGAUGGAUGCCUGUGGAUUAUCCGAUCCCUAUGUAAAGAUCCAGCUGCUGCAGGGGGGUAAGCGACUGAAGAAAAAGAAGACUACAGUCAAGAAGAACACCUUAAACCCUUAUUAUAAUGAAUCCUUCAGCUUUGAAAUCCCCCUGGAACAGAUGCAGAAAAUCUUGGUGGCGGUCACAGUGUUUGAUUAUGACAAGAUCGGUAAGAAUGAUGCCAUCGGAAAGAUCUUCGUGGGCAGCAAGGCGACAGGCUUAGGUCUGAAGCACUGGUCUGACAUGCUGGCCAAUCCUCGGCGCCCCAUUGCCCAGUGGCAUCCAUUGCAACCUGAGGAGGAUAUUGAUGGUCAGCUCGCAGCUUUAGCUGCAAAGAAGUAACAUGCUCCACCAACCAGCUAAUGCACUAACUCAGAAAUCCAACCCCCACCCCCUACUUUGCAUGAAACCCAUGACUUAACACAUGACAACUCGUCAUGAAACCUGCUCAGCAAAAAAGAGACAUCAUAGAAUAUCUGCUCAUUCAUGGUUAAGUCGAAAAAACUCUUUUUAAACAUCACAUUUCACACAUUAGUGUAUGCUGAGAGGAGUGGCAUUGAGUUUAUUGGGUGACUGGUUCUUGACUGAUCGACUUUUGGUCUUUCUUUCAUUUGAAGAAACUUAAAAACUGAUUCUUAGGGUGCUGACACUGAAUGAAAGUCUUGGUGAAGACAAUACUGGAAAUAAAGCUUUAGUUAGUUUAGUUAAUAGAGCAUGCUUUACUUACCUCCCCACUGCUCUGCAUACACCAUGCCCAGUAUUGUAUCUUGCUAAUAAGUGUGCUAUAACUUGCAAUAGAAAGUACUGUAGUAUUGGGUUAUUUCCUGCACAGAGUCUGUUUAAGUCCAUUAAUGCAAAAAGAUUUAAUUGAGAAUGAAUGAGGUUGUGGACACUGAAUGCAGCGAUCCAUGUUGCAAUUUGUUUUCAAGAGAAAUCGGUCUUCAUUUUAUCAGCUCAUAUUUGAGUGGGAGAUAAAUACAGUACAGGAGUAUACAGUAUGGCAGGGAUGACACAGUUAUCUUCUUUGUUGCUUGUUUUGUGUUGCCACGAAGGCACUGUCUAUGCAUUUAGGUUCAACACACGUCUUCGGUGUCUUUAGACAGAUCUGAUGUAGGACAGGAAUUCAAGGGUGCCUUUCCUGAUAUGACAUUUUGAGAAGUACAGUAGGCUUCUUUGUUUUAUUUUAGAAGGGGAACUUUUUACAGAGUGAAUAUCAUACAAAAGUAGUCAGGGACACUGUGAAUGUGCCAUCUGAAAUCUGUCAUGGGCUGUGUUGACCACUUGGAUGUAAAACCUUCCUUACUCAUCGAGGAAGUAAGGAUACGAGAAGGCUUACCAAUGAUGUUCCAAACAGUUAUGACUAUUUCAAUUCUGCUGUUGCUUCUGAAAAACAUUGCAAUCUAUCGCAUUUAAUUUUGAUAUCCAUUGAACUGAUUAUAUGUCUUUCUUUGACAAAUGUUGUAGUUUACCCAACAUACUGUAGUCCACUUCAAUACUUCAGUAGUUUCUGAUGAGGAUUUCUGUCAAAGACAAGAUGUUUUUAUAGAGAACUGAAUUUGAAAUGUAAGCUGCAACUGCACUUUUUAAGAGAACGUAAA
Lates calcarifer (barramundi perch) is the source of this 2983-nucleotide messenger RNA. RefSeq names its product synaptotagmin-2 (gene syt2b). The transcript has 9 exons. Gene Ontology annotation, molecular function: syntaxin binding; calcium-dependent phospholipid binding; calcium ion binding. The coding region runs from base 426 to 1727 and encodes 433 amino acids. Lineage: Eukaryota; Metazoa; Chordata; Actinopteri; Centropomidae. Gene Ontology annotation, biological process: synaptic vesicle endocytosis; calcium ion-regulated exocytosis of neurotransmitter; regulation of dopamine secretion. Gene Ontology annotation, cellular component: dense core granule; synaptic vesicle membrane; axon. The record is from RefSeq and is a predicted model, not a curated record.